This is a messenger RNA of Anthostomella pinea, 1308 nucleotides long. NCBI's taxonomy places the organism in Eukaryota, Fungi, Ascomycota, Sordariomycetes, Xylariales, Xylariaceae. The record is from the annotation of a GenBank genome assembly.
AUGAGUGACGCCCAAGCUUCGGAGGCCGAGAAGAAUAUCGAGAUAUGGAAGGUGAAGAAGCUGAUCAAGCGCCUUGAGGCUGCUCGAGGAAAUGGAACCUCCAUGAUUUCCCUGAUCAUUCCUCCCAAGGAUCAAGUUUCACGAGCCGCAAAGAUGUUGGCUGAAGAAUACGGAACUGCCUCGAACAUCAAGUCGCGCGUCAACCGACAGUCCGUACUCUCAGCCAUCACCUCGACACAACAGCGACUCAAGUUAUACAACAAAGUCCCCCCCAACGGCCUCGUCGUAUACUGCGGUGAAAUCUUGACCUCGGAAGGCAAGGAACGCAAGGUCAACAUCGAUUUCGAGCCUUUCAAGCCGAUCAAUACCUCUCUAUACCUCUGCGACAAUAAAUUCCACACCGAGGCCUUGGCCGAGCUGCUAGAGUCAGACCAGAAGUUUGGUUUCAUUAUCAUGGAUGGUAACGGGGCUCUUUUUGGUACCCUGAGCGGAAACACGCGCGACAUCGUCCACAAGUUCUCUGUGGAUCUUCCCAAGAAACACGGUCGUGGUGGUCAGUCUGCCCUUCGAUUCGCCCGUCUUCGAGAGGAGAAGCGACACAACUACGUCCGCAAGGUAGCCGAGUUGGCCGUCCAGAACUUCAUCACCGCCGACAAGCCGAACGUUGCUGGCAUCAUUCUUGCUGGUUCAGCCGAUUUCAAGAAUGACCUUAAUGCUUCCGACUUGUUCGAUAACCGACUGCAGUCCAAGGUGAUCAAAGUGGUUGACGUUUCCUAUGGUGGCGAAAACGGCUUCAACCAAGCGAUUGAGCUGUCAUCUGAGACCCUCGGAAACGUUAAGUUUAUUCAAGAGAAGAAGCUUAUUGGCAAGUAUUUCGAGGAGAUCAGCCAAGACAGUGGCAAGGUCUGUUAUGGUAUCGAGGAUACACUGAAGGCUCUGGAACUUGGUGCUGUCGAGACACUGAUUGUCUUCGAAAACCUUGAGAUUACCCGAUCGGUUCUCAAAGACAGCAACGGCGCCGAGAUCACCCUCCACACCACCAAGCAGCAAGAGACCGGAGACCGCGAGCAGUUCAUGGAUAAGGAGACUGGGCAAGAGAUGGAUGUUGUCUCCCAGGAUUCUUUCCUCGAGUGGAUCGCCGAGCACUACAAAGACUUCGGAACAAACCUCGAGUUUGUGUCGGAUAGAUCGACUGAGGGUAAUCAGUUCGUGAAAGGCUUUGGUGGCAUCGGUGGCAUUCUCCGCUACAAGGUGAACUUCGAGCAAUUAGCUGAAGUAGAUGACGAUGACGACUAUUAUGACGAUUGA